Messenger RNA from Rhagoletis zephyria (snowberry fruit fly), 2139 nucleotides. Its product is annotated as sodium-dependent neutral amino acid transporter B(0)AT3. The record is from RefSeq and is a predicted model, not a curated record. Gene Ontology annotation, molecular function: amino acid:sodium symporter activity; glycine transmembrane transporter activity. Gene Ontology annotation, biological process: amino acid import across plasma membrane; sodium ion transmembrane transport; nitrogen compound transport. Lineage: Eukaryota; Metazoa; Arthropoda; Insecta; Diptera; Tephritidae. Gene Ontology annotation, cellular component: plasma membrane.
AUGCGGCUGGGUGCACUUGGUGUGUGGAACACAAUACACCCUUGGCUAGGUGGUAUUGGUAUAUCGUCAUGUAUUGUUACAUUGUUUGUCGCCUUGUAUUAUAACGUGAUUAUAACGUGGGUGUUCUUUUACCUGUUUAACAGUUUCCGAUAUCCUUUGCCGUGGGCUUCCUGCCCCACUAACGGCACCGUUGAAGUGGAGGAAUGCGCACGUUCUUCAGAAACUGCCUACUUUUGGUAUCGAACUACAUUGGAUGCUGCUCCUUCUAUGGAUGAACCAGGUGGUCUUAAGUGGUGGAUUGUGCUGUGUUUGUUCCUUUCUUGGACAAUCGUAUUCUUUAUUGUUAUGAAAGGCAUUCAAAGUUCCGGUAGGGUGGUAUACUUCACAUCGCUUUUCCCCUACAUUGUAUUGACAAUUUUUUUCAUUCGCGGAAUCACGCUGAGAGGUGCUAGUGCUGGACUAAUGCAUAUGUAUACACCAAAAGUUGAGAAACUCGCCGAUCCGACUGUGUGGCUAGACGCUGCCACACAAGUUUUCUACUCAUUUGGUUUGGCUUUUGGAUCCCUAAUAGCAUUUGGAAGUUAUAAUACGCCCAAAAAUAACUGCGUUCGUGAUGUCCUUUUGGUGUCUGUUUGCAAUGCAAUCACCGCUAUAUAUGCCAGCGUCGUGAUCUUCGCCAUUCUGGGCUUCAAGGCCACGGUCAACGUAGACCGCUGCAUUGAACUCAAUAAAGAUAUCUUGGUCAAACAUACUCUUAUUCCUUUCAAAAACGUAACUAACGAUGAAUAUGAAGCUGCUAUGUCGAAAGUAAACGAAACUAUGUCUAUUAACCUAGAACUUGAAGAAUGCAGCCUCUCAAAACAACUUGAUAAUGCUGCGGAAGGUACUGGCCUUGCCUUCAUUGUAAUCACACAGGCGAUUGUUGAGUUACCUGGUGCACCAUUUUGGGCGGUUCUAUUUUUUACCAUGUUGCUCUCACUUGGCUUGGGCUCUCAAAUUGGCAUACUGGAAGGGAUGCUGUGUACCCUUUUUGACAUUGAUAUUAUAAAACGGGUUAAGAAACAGCAUGUGACUGGAGUGGUGUGCCUCUUCUGUUUCACUAUAGGUUUCAUAUUCUGUACAGGUGCUGGCGAAUAUUGGCUCAAGAUGUUCGACUCAUUUGCGGGAACCAUCGGUUUGGUUGUGGUCGCGUUGAUGGAGACUAUUGCUGUUGUAUACAUAUAUGGGCACGAAAGAUUUACCGAGGACAUAUAUCAGAUGACUGGAUACCGACCCGGCCUCUACUGGCAGUUGACCUGGCGUUAUAUUGGACCAGUGAUUAUGGUGGCCAUUUUAGUUUCAUCUGUGGUCUUUAUGGUGAUCAAGAACCCCACUUACGGAGCUUGGAAUGCACAACUUGGCGCAGUGCAACAAGCUAACUAUCCGUCUUGGGUGAUGGUUAUAGCUUUAGCUAUGAUUCUUGCUGGGGUAUUGCCAAUGCCCAUCGUUUUCUUGAUGCGAAGCUUCCAAUGCUUGAAAGUGGAUCUAGAUAUACACCAGGGCUCAAUCAGACGAAAUGAAACCACGGCAUCAACAAAAGAAAUGAUCGACAAUGAUGAUGAUGAGGAUGACGAAGAUGAUUACAGUGGUCUGGCUUUAGGAGGACCUGUGAGAACACGAAGUGACUUUUCGGAUGAAGAUGAUGAAGACGAUGAUCGGCCUGUAACAAUGCGAAGCUCCCAUCUCCGUUUGAAUCUUUCUAACGCUGCAGCGACUUCGUCGAAUCAUCUAAAUGUGCCAACUAGUAAACGCUCAUUCAAAGUGGAAGUGUUCGAUUUGUAAAAUACUUAUAAAAGUUUGGAUGUAAAUAGGAUUUAAGAAAUUGUAAUUUAUUUUUCUUUUAUUUCUGCUUCAUUAUUGCCGAUAUUAUUUUUCUUAAAUUUUUAGAAACAUUUACUCGCAAAGCCCUACCUGGGUAGUCUGCUGUGUAUACAUAAGUAGAAUAUGAACCAAAAAGCUUCGGUUGCUAGAAACUAUUUCAUUAUAUAAAAGUUACAUUCAUUAAGAAAUUAAUAUUAUUAGCAUAAAAAUUGCAUGCACACAUUUAUAUGCAAAUCGGGUCUAAAAUAUGCCACAAAAUAACUUAAUUUUACAUACAUA